CACAGUCACUGGAGACGCCCCCCAUGAGUGGCCGGGCCUGCGUUCAGUAGGGUUGUCUCGGUGCUACUGCCGGGAUGGCGUUCAUGGAUAAGCCGCCGUCCAAUAAGCUGUAUCUGGAUGAUACAAUGCCGCUCACAGGCGUCAUAGAGGCCAGCCAGAACCUGCAGUCCCACACUGAAUACAUCAUACGAGUCCAGCGAGGGGUAUCCAUGGAAAACAGCUGGCAGAUUGUUAGAAGAUACAGUGACUUUGACACGCUCAACAAUAACCUGCAGAUCUCAGGUCUAAGUCUACCUCUUCCUCCCAAGAAACUCAUUGGAAACAUGGACCGUGAAUUUAUUGCUGAGCGACAGAAAGGGCUCCAAAACUAUCUGAACUUUAUCACCUCCAAUCAUAUAUUGAGUAAUUGUGAAGUUGUAAAGAAGUUCCUUGACCCGAAUAACUAUUCAGCAAAUUACACAGAAAUUGCUUUGCAGCAAGUGUCCAUGUUCUUCCGAUCAGAGCCCACAUACGAGGUGAUGGAGCCCCUUAAAGACAUAGGCUGGAGAUUACGGAAAAGGUAUUUCCUAAUGAGAUGUAAAAAUCAGCCGAAAGACCAUCUUGUCUUAAGCUGGGCUGAUCUGGGUCCUGACAAAUUUUUACAAGAUAAAGAUUUUCAGUGUGCGAUAAAACUCCUGCCAUCGUGGUCUCAUCCGUAUAUAUACCGAGUGACGUUUGCCACUGCUAACGAGUCAUCUGCACUUGUGAUUAGACCAUUCAAUGAAAAAGGGACUCUGAAGGAUCUGAUCUAUAAGGCCAAACCUAAAGAUCCCUUUCUGAAGAAAUAUUGUAAUCCAAGGAAAAUCCAGGGACUUGAGCUCCAGCAAAUCAAAACCUUUGGGCGACAGAUACUAGAGGUACUAAAGUUCUUACAUGAUCGGGGCUUCCCAUAUGGACAUCUCCAUGCAUCUAAUGUUAUGCUGGAAGGAGAGAACUGUCGACUGAUGGACCUGGAGAAUUCUUUGCUCGGACUGCCGUCAUUUUACAGACCGCACUUCUCACAGUUCAGAAAAAUCAAUACGUUAGAAAGUAUUGAUGUGCACUGCUUCGGUCAUUUACUGUAUGAGAUGACCUAUGGAAGACCUCCUGAUUCCAUACCCGUGGACCAGUUCCCACCUGCACCGUCCAUGUCCGUGGUGUCUGUUCUGGAGUCCAUUCUGUCCUGCGAGACCUGUAAAUCUGGCAUGCCUUCCGUGUCCCAGCUCCUACAGAUGCCAAUCAUUCAUGAGACACUGAUGAGUGCUGAAAAACCUCAAUUUAAGAUUCCUACCAAGUUAAAAGAAGCCCUCAAAACAGCCAAAGAAUGUAUAGAGAAGAGACUUGUAGAAGAGCAGAAAUUGAUGUACCAGCACAGACGACUGACUCGAGCACAGUCACAUCACGGGUCAGAGGAAGAAAAGAAAAAGAGGAAAAUUUUGGCAAGAAAAAAGUCAAAGCGCACAAACUGCGAUUCUGCAGAGGAGCAGUCGAUAAAAUGCAACAACUCAAAUAAUUCAGGCUCUGGAACGAGUUCUCCUCUCACCUCACCGUCAUCUCCUACCCCACCUUCUACAACAGGUAAUGCAACAUCUCUGAUACCAGCACCUCCGCCGCCGCCACCACCACCACCACCACCUGCGCUUCUCCCUCCUCCAAGCAAGGAUGUGCCAACGCAGUCGGUCACCCCUUCGGUGAAUGGUACAGACCGUGGAGCCUUACUCAAUUCCAUCAAAAGCUUCAAGAAAGGAGUGCUGAAAAAGGCUGCGACCAAUAACCACACCUCCCCACGGAUCAGCUGAAAUCGGCAAUUGAUCUGCAUCUGGGCGCAGGCACCAAAUGUGGGGUGUUAUAUAUAUUUAUAUAUGUGUGUAUAUAUAU
This is a messenger RNA of Nanorana parkeri, 1896 nucleotides long. It is a transcript of the gene PXK, whose product is annotated as PX domain containing serine/threonine kinase like. Gene Ontology annotation, biological process: protein phosphorylation; protein targeting to lysosome; early endosome to late endosome transport. NCBI's taxonomy places the organism in Eukaryota, Metazoa, Chordata, Amphibia, Anura, Dicroglossidae. The transcript is spliced from 18 exons. The record is from RefSeq and is a predicted model, not a curated record. Gene Ontology annotation, molecular function: actin binding; phosphatidylinositol binding; ATP binding. Bases 75 to 1817 code for a protein of 580 amino acids. Gene Ontology annotation, cellular component: early endosome; late endosome; extrinsic component of endosome membrane.